Messenger RNA from Pelobates fuscus (common spadefoot toad), 960 nucleotides. It is a transcript of the gene PSMA3, whose product is annotated as proteasome 20S subunit alpha 3. The coding region runs from base 86 to 853 and encodes 255 amino acids. The record is from RefSeq and is a predicted model, not a curated record. Gene Ontology annotation, cellular component: synapse; nucleus; proteasome core complex, alpha-subunit complex. Gene Ontology annotation, biological process: proteasomal protein catabolic process; ubiquitin-dependent protein catabolic process. NCBI's taxonomy places the organism in Eukaryota, Metazoa, Chordata, Amphibia, Anura, Pelobatidae. The transcript has 11 exons.
CAAUCGGAUCGCGCUUUGUUGGUGAGCGGCCGUACAGCGGAAGUGCAGGAGUGAAAGUGCAGUCUCACCGCCAGUCCAUCCAGCCAUGAGUUCUAUCGGUACCGGGUAUGACUUAUCAGCCUCCACGUUUUCACCAGAUGGCAGAGUCUUUCAAGUUGAGUACGCAGGUAAAGCUGUGGAGAACAGUAGCACUGCCCUCGGCAUCCGAUGUAAGGAUGGGGUUGUGUUUGGUGUUGAGAAACUAGUCCUGUCUAAACUCUAUGAAGAAGGCUCUAACAAGCGAAUUUUCAAUGUUGAUCGCCAUGUUGGUAUGGCUGUAGCUGGUCUCCUGGCAGAUGCCCGCUCCUUGGCUGACAUAGCUAGAGAGGAAGCUUCCAACUUCAGAUCUAACUAUGGAUAUGAAAUUCCUCUCAAGCACCUAUCAGACAGAGUGGCCAUGUAUGUGCAUGCGUACACAUUAUACAGUGCCGUCAGACCGUUUGGCUGCAGUUUCAUGCUAGGAUCUUAUAACGAGGAUGAUGGCCCACAGUUGUAUAUGGUUGACCCGUCAGGUAUAUCUUAUGGUUAUUGGGGGUGCUCAAUUGGAAAAGCCAAGCAAGCGGCAAAGACAGAGAUUGAAAAGCUCCAGUUGAAAGACAUGACCUGUCGGGAAGCAGUCAAAGAGGUAGCGAAAAUAAUAUAUAUCGUCCAUGAUGAAGUCAAGGAUAAAUCGUUUGAGCUUGAACUAAGCUGGGUAGGAGAAAUAACAAAAGGAAAGCAUGAAGUUGUUCCAAAAGAUCUAAGAGAAGAGGCAGAAAAAUAUGCAAAGGAAUCUUUAGAAGAAGAGGAUGAUUCAGAUGAUGACAAUAUGUAACAGCGUCAUUGAUACACUAAGAAUACAGUUUAUUUUUGUUUUGUUUUUUUUAAUGUGUACAUGUACUGGACUCCAGACAAAAAACGUAGGAUGCUAACAGUAAAACG